Molecule: messenger RNA, 6645 nt
Organism: Paramecium octaurelia
Lineage: Eukaryota; Ciliophora; Oligohymenophorea; Peniculida; Parameciidae
Source: the annotation of a GenBank genome assembly
AUGAUACUUCAACAAUCAAUACUACACAAUGAGGACGAGAAGGAGCAAAUAAGAAGGGACUUUGAUGUUUUCAGUAUUGAAGAAGUACGUUCUUGUGUGCAUAUACUAGUUAAAUAAUGAAUUGAGAGUUCAAAACAAUCAAGAAUUGUUGAGAAAAGUUCAUGAUUUGUUUUUUGAUGUCAAGGCAGAGGACCAAGACCUCUACUAUGAAGAAUUGCACUCGUAAAUGCAAGACGAAUACGAAGAGGUCGCCUCAAAUUACAAGGCCAUUUCCAAUUCCUAUUUGAAACUCAUUCCUCAAAGCGACCUCCAAUUGGCUCAGAAUUACACAGACCAGUAACAAUGCAGCAUUAAUUAGAUAUCCAUUCUUAGGAAUCAGAAAACAACUGUUACUAUUUUAAAAGAAAAUAUCCCUAAUCGCAAAUAAGAUUGUUACCAAUACGACAUUUGAAAUCAUAACGAUCUUCAUCAUCAUAUUCAAUUCGGUUAUGCUGGCCAUGGAUGAUCCCACAACUGAAGAACAAACUGACUUUGCCAAUUUGAUGGAUCAAAUAUUUUUAAUCUAUUAUACUAUUGAAGCAAUCUUAAAAAUCAUCGCAUAAGUAACUUUUACCCCAAUUAAACUAGGGCUUAAUAUGGCCGAAGAAAGCUUACCUGAGAGAAACCUGGAACAUCCUGGAUUUCUCAGUCAUCAUCACUGCCUACUUGCCCUACUUCGUCUCAUCUAACUCAUUAAAUCUCAAUUCUUUACGAUCCUUUCGAGUGUUAAGGCCACUCAGAACCAUAUCCUCCAUAAAAUCUCUGAGAAUGAUUCUCCUGGCUUUGUUCGCAUCCCUGGCAUAACUGAGAGACGCCGCGAUAGUAUUAAUUUUCUUCUAUACUAUCUUUGCCAUUGCUGGAGUGCAACUGUUUUCAGGAUAUCUGAAGCGUCGUUGUUUCAGUGACAUCGGAAUCACCCUGACGACUUCAAUUGAAAAAGAUGCCUUUUGUACAGCUGACUCAGACUGUCCAACUGAUUAUCUUUGUGGAAAAUAAACCAGCAACCCUCAGAACGACCUCAUCAAUUUCGAUACCUUCGGUUGGGCAUUUCUGCAAGUCUUUGUUAUCACCACACUUGAAGGAUGGGCUCAAAUCCAAGAAGCAGUAAUUCUCACCUUCUCUCAGUUUGUUAUCUUCUACUUCUUACUAGUGGUAAUAGUGGGAGCCUUCUUCCUCGUGAAUCUGACCUUGGCCGUUAUCAAGUUAAACUUCAAACCUGAAAAGAUUGAAGAAGAACUCAAACUAAUCCAAGAAGACAUCGAAUUCUAUGACUACUGGGAGUUGAGGAGACUUGGCCUCUAUAAAGUUAAAAGGUAUAAGGUUGACACAACCAAUUACGGAGUCACUCCAUCGAAAUUCGCCAGUGCCUAUUAGAUUCGUAGACGAUCCAAGAAGCUUAACACUGUCAACUUCAAUAACAUCGAAAACAACCACAGAGUUGCAAGUCGCAAGAAUAUUGCAUUUAAAGCCAUUCAAUAGGCCAAAUACUACAGCAAAACAAUCAACCUGAAAGACAAAGUCAAACUCCAAGGAAUCUAUGGGAUGGGCAAUAUUGAUAAAGAUCAAUUGGCUGCCAACUCCAAAUUUGAUCCACUCUAGAAGUAAACCGACAAUUACUCCAUCUCCUCCAAAACCAAUGAAUAAAAAAAUAAAUCAUCUGAAAAUCUCACUCCCAGUGAGAACAACCAAGAAAAAUAAGACAAACCAUUAAAUAAAUCCAAAAAUCAAACCAUCAGCAUUUAAAGCAAGAACGGAGAUUAGGAUGAGAAUCAAAAACUUGAUGUUCCCAAUUAAAGAAAACGAAAGUCUACAUCUCAAUAAUUUUAAAAUUUUGUCAGAUCUCCCUCCAAAUACUCUAAGACUGUCAGAAUCGUCAACAAACAAGAAAGUGUGGAUCUACUCAGCAAUACAGAAUUCAGCAGCAUUAAUCUCAGCGAACUCUCUGAAGAUCAAUUAGAUACUCGACUUUAAGAGAUUGCCGUUGAUUUAGAUUAGAUUAGACUGGAAGGAACAUCGCAGACUUUGAAGGAAAAUGAAUUCAAGGAAAUGAAAACAUUGAGAAAAACAGACGCUAAGAAAAUGAAGGACUUCCUUUCAAGUGAACAAUAUGACAAUCAAUUUGAUGAGAAGAAUCUCAAACUCAAAUCAAAAUUGCAUAACAUAUAAUUCUACCCAAUCAUUAAGUUGGAGCACGAAUAAUAUACUAGCACUGAAGAAGUCCUUGAGACUAAAUACAUCAGAGAAUUGUAAUUAUAAAAACAAGAUUAGGAACAUAAAUUCAAAACCAUGAGUGUCAAAGUUUAAUAUUGUUUCAAAAAUUCCAAAUAAAUCCUAUAUAGUUAAUAGUCUCAAAAAUCUGUUGCUAAAAAGUUACAAACCACUCAAAAUUUGAAGCAAUCGAAGACCAAGAAAUUCAAAAUAUUUCAUGGUCUCAGAAGAGUCAAACCCAUAUUAGAUGAUGUGCAUCCGAUUGAAGAUUUUCUGAUGAUGUCCGAGUUAGUGGAUUCUGAAACUCGUAGAGAGGAUGACCAAGAAAUUAUUGAUGUAUAAAGCUCGCAAAAUCCGUUGAUGGACACUUUUGAUCAUUCGAAAAGGAAAAAGAAGAAUUUACUCAAUCUAAAGCAAGAACUGACUUAUCAGGAAUUGCAAUCCUAUUUUAAUGAUAGCAAUGAUUGCAUUGUGGAUCUUAAUAAAAACAAUACAGUAAUUAAAGAAAUAGAACAAAACAACAAAAAUAUCUUUUUAUCAUAUCAUGAAAGAGAGGCAUAAAGAGCAGUGUUUUAUCAUGAUUAUUACGAAAUAAGGAAGAAGGACACUUUAUCAAAUGGAAUCAUCUAAGCAAUAUCCUCAAUUGAAGAUGUCUUGUUGGUGUCAGAUUAUACAUUUUUUGAUUAAAAGUUUGCAACCUAAAUGAAUUCAGUAAUGAAGGCCAUGAAUUAUGAUGAUAAUGCAUAUUUCAAGUGGAUUAAAGGGUUUACUGGUUUAUUAUUGGUAAGUUAAAGGAAUUUAUACCAUUUAGUGUAAUCAAGCUAUUUUGAGGGGAUGAUGAAUUUAGCAGUGGCAUUAAACACUUUGAUUUUGGGUUUGGAUGGAUUGAUCUCAGAGGAAAGCAAUGCACUUCUGAUCCAAUUCAAUUUUACAUUCACAAUUCUAUUCACGAUCGAAUUGGGUUUGAAGUUGAUGGCAUUGGGAGCAAUAAAUUACAUGAAAGACACCAUGAAUAUCUUUGAUGCAUUGAUAGUGUGUUUGAGUUUGGUGGAGCUUUUCAUUUUGGGUGGAUCCAAUGGGAAGUCUUCGCUAUCGGCAUUCAGGGCAGUUAGAAUAUUUCGAGCAUUUAGGGUUUUAAGAGUGACAAAAUUGAUGAAAAGCUUGUAAUUCAUGGGAUUCUUAAUCAAAGUACUCACUAACUCUUUUCAAUCUUUAAUGUACAUACUGUUAUUAAUGAUUAUAUUCAUCUUUAUCUUUACUCUAUUGGGAAUGUCCUUUUUUGGAGGAUAAUUAACUUACACUCCCAGUAGAGAGAACUUCGAUAACUUGCAGAGUUCAUUUCUUGUGGUGUUCUAAGUAUUGACACUAGAAAAUUGGAACUCUCUGUUGUAUGAACUACUGUUAUAGCCGUUAAGUCCUGUGAUUACAAUGAUAUAUCUGGUCUUGUGGAUUAUGAUUGGCAAUUAUGUCUUCUUGAAUCUGUUUCUAGCUAUUCUGCUGGAAAAUUUCGAGGAAGAAUAUAAGGUGGACAAGACAGGAUUGGAAUCCGAUCUUCAAAUGAGCAAGAAUCAUUCGACCACUUAAGCAUUGCCCAAUUCCACCCUAUAACAUUCUGGAGUCAAUAUUAACAACACCUAAAACUAGUUAAUCAAUCAACCUAUUUUGAGAAGAAGGUCGUAAGUGAAGAUAACUUUUCAUCAUGAUGAGGCAAUAUAGAAGAAGAAAGAGCCUGCCUUUAUAUAUUUUAGUGAAUAAGGGAUCUGCCAAAGUUCGUUAUUUAUUUUUAGUUAAUAAAAUUAAUUCAGAAAGAUUGCAUAUCGAAUAGUCAAGGACACCAAGUUCGAAGGGUUCAUUCUCAUGUUGAUUUUUCUGACCAGCAUGAAAUUAGUAUUGGACACUUAUAUUCCCACCUCAGGAGAUUUGAAGUUCUAUUCAUUGUAAUUUGAUAUAGGAUUCGCUAUUUUAUUUGGUUUAGAAUGUAUUCUGAAGAUAGUGGCAUUUGGAUUUGCCUAAGAAGAAGCCUCCUAUUUGAGAGAGUCUUGGAAUGUCUUGGACUUCUUUAUUGUCAUAGCCUCCUUUGUAGAUGUCAGUGUAUCUAGUAUCAAUUUAAGUUUUGUAAAGAUCCUGAGAUUGCUAAGAACUUUGAGACCACUGCGAUUCAUCACUCAUAAUAAAUCAAUGAAGAUUUUAGUAAGUGCUUUGCUCUAGUCAAUCAAUGGGAUCUUCAAUGUGGGUAUAGUCAUAAUCUUAUCUUGGUUGAUGUUCGCCAUUUUGGGAGUGAGUUUGAUGAAGAACAAACUUCAUUAUUGCAAUUUAAAUGACAAUCAGACAUACUACUAUGGCAAGGAUGACUGCAUCAAUAAAUAUUAAGGAGUGUGGGAUAACAGAGAUAUAAACUUUGAUAAUGUGCUAUAAGGCAUGUUAACAUUGUUCGUAUUAUCGACCUUGGAAGGUUGGCCAGAUUACAUGUACUAUUUUAUUGAUGCCGAUGAAUCUGGGCCAAUUUUUGAUGCUCAAUUACAAUUCUCUUGGUACUUUGUGAUUUUUAUUCUAUUUGGAGCCAUGCUGUUGAUUAAUUUAUUUAUUGGUGUCAUCUUGGUCAAUUACCAUUUGGCAGAGGAGGCAUCCAGAGAUUAGAAUCUAACUUAGACUCAAAGUGAUUGGCUUGAUCUGCAGAAGUUGAUUAUCCAUUCGAAUCCCAAUAUGGCUAUGUUUUUCCCUCCUGACAAUAGUUUUAGAGCUCUCUUUUUCAAGCUGAUCAAAAAUAAGUAUUUUGACCCCUUCAUUAUGACUAUCAUUGUUUUCAAUAUCAUCACUAUGGGUUUGGCUAAGGAAGAGGCUUCAAAGCAAUACGACGAAAUAUUGAGUUAUUUGAAUAUGUCAUUCACAUUCGUAUUUAUACUGGAGGCAAUAUUGAAAUUAAUAGCUUUGGGUAUAAUUGGGUACAUGAGGAAUAGUUGGAACUAAUUUGAUUUCUUUGUGGUUUGUGCAUCUAUUUUGGAUUUGGUCCUAGAUUUUUCCGGGAAUUCAUUUGUGACAUUCUUGAAAGUGGGCCCUCAAAUUGCAAGAGUGUUUAGAGUGCUAAGAGUCACGAGAUUGUUCAGAUUGGUUAAAUAAUUUUAGGGAUUACAAAAGUUAAUUGAAACUGCUCUGUACUCACUUCCUGCAAUGCUUAAUGUUACAGCGUUGUUGUUUUUGGUGUUUUUUAUAUUCUCAAUUUUGGGUGUCUUUUUAUUUCAAGAUAUUAGAGAUGGUCAAGUGAUUAGUGAAAGUAAUAAUUUUUAGGAUUUUCAUCAUUCAUUUGAGAUAUUAUUUUAAUGCUCAACUGGAGAAGAUUGGCAUAAAAUAAUGUUCGAUACUAUGAGAGGAGGUUAAGAAUAUAAUUGUGUAUUCUUCAUCCUAUUCAUUAUCAUCUAAUAAUAUAUUAUGUUGAAUUUAUUUAUCUUGAUUAUUUUAGAUCAAUAUGAAAUAAAUUACUUUAAUUCAGAUAAUCCUCUGAAUAAGUUCUAAGAAUUUGAAAAUAUCUUUGUUGAGAGUUGGUCUAAAUUUGCGUAUCAGGACAAAGGAAUGAAAAUGCAUGGGACAUCCUUGGUUAAUUUAAUGUUUGAAAUGGAAUAACCAUUGGGUUAUGAACUCAAUAAAAGAUUGCAGGAAGACGUCUAGGAAUGGAAGAAUAUCAAUCCUGAUAACAAGGAUGCUACCUAAUUGGAUAAAUUCAAAUAGUAACUCCUUGUUGUUGCCAAAAAGAAUGUGGCCACUUAAAUAAUGAUGAUGAAUAUCUAUUCUGACUCUGACGGUUAUGUCAGAUAUCAUCAAGUCCUAUUCGCAGUGCUUAAGAAUUAUCUAUAAAAGAAAUUGAAUAUCAACCUAACUGAAAUUGGAGCUAAGAAAAUUCAAUAAAAGGAAGAUGAGACAAGACAAAAAAUUACUAAGUUUGAUACCUCCAAAUAAGAAAACCUAGUUAAUCCUAUUGUGCAAUAUCUAUUUGUGCUCAUGGCCUUCAAGGCUAUGAAGAGAUACAAAUGUAAAAAGAAAUUACAACAAUAGAAAUUGGCAUAGUUAUCCAUUGUAGGAUAGGAGUAUUUCAGCGAUGAAAAUAGCUCCAACACCUCCUAUGAUGGCAAUGUGGAGAUUCUGUCACGCAAAACUAGAGGGAGCAUCGUAAGAGUUGAACCAGAAUAUGGACAGAUUAAAUACAUGUCCGUUCCCAAUACUAUGAUCUAUCAGAAUAAUUUGGCUUUAAAUCAACAAGUAGUCAGUGAAAGUGACAAUGAUUAGAGUAGUGACAAUUAAUCAUCAGAUUAAGAUGCCAGCAAAUUAAAAAGAUUAUAAACAAUUUCACAAACCAUAGAAGGCUUGAAAAGAAGAAAGAGUUAAAAGAAAACUUAUAAAAAGUGA